Castor canadensis (American beaver) is the source of this 2985-nucleotide messenger RNA. NCBI's taxonomy places the organism in Eukaryota, Metazoa, Chordata, Mammalia, Rodentia, Castoridae. The record is from RefSeq and is a predicted model, not a curated record.
AUGUAUAUGAAAAUAGUUUUAGGCAUAUAGUUUAGCGUUAGUGGGACGCUGUUAGGAAUUUUAAAAGUUUUAGAUGAAACCGAACCACGUAAGAAGUGUCGAGAGAAUAAGAACAUUAAGCUCACAUUUUAUACAUUAUAGUGUUAAUGAAUAUUAACUCCAGGUUACAUGAUAUAGUUUCAUAUGCCAAUAUAGCAUUGUUAACUACUUUGGAAUUUCUGAUAACAGCAUAUCUUCUCUUUUCUAAAGCCCAAAUUGCUAAAAUUAGAAUUCAGGUACCUAAGUCAAAAAGUUACCUUGCUGUCAGUGACGUGAUGCACUGCUGCAUUGUGAAUAAAAAGGAAUUUGAUUUCUCAGAACAGUCUCUUAAAGAAGAAUUUUAUAGUAUCUCAAAGACUUCACUGACUUCUGGAUCCUGCAUAAAGCCCAAGGAGAAAAGAAAUGGGUCGCUCCAAUUCUAGAUCACAUUCUUCAAGAUCAAAGUCUAGAUCACAGUCUAGUUCUCGAUCAAGAUCAAGAUCACACUCUAGAAAGAAGAGAUACAGUUCUAGGUCUCGUUCCAGGACGUACUCAAGAUCUCGUAGUAGAGAUCGUAUUUAUUCUAGAGAUUAUCGUCGAGAUUACAGAAAUAAUAGAGGAAUGAGACGACCUUAUGGGUACAGAGGAAGGGGUAGAGGUUAUUAUCAAGGAGGAGGAGGUAGAUACCAUCGAGGUGGUUAUAGACCUGUCUGGAAUAGAAGGCACUCUAGGAGUCCUAGACGGGGUCGUUCACGUUCCCGGAGUCCAAAAAGAAGAUCUGUUUCUUCUCAAAGAUCCCGAAGCAGAUCUCGUCGGUCAUACAGAUCUUCUAGGUCUCCAAGAUCAUCAUCAUCUCGUUCUUCAUCCCCCUAUAGCAAAUCUCCUGUCUCUAAAAGACGAGGGUCUCAGGAAAAACAAACCAAAAAAGCUGAAGGGGAACCUCAAGAAGAGAGUCCUUUGAAAAAUAAAUCACAGGAGGAACCAAAAGAUACAUUUGAACAUGAUCCAUCUGAAUCUAUUGAUGAGUUUAAUAAAUCAGCAACAUCUGGUGAUAUUUGGCCUGGCCUUUCAGCUUAUGAUAAUAGUCCCAGAUCACCUCAUAGUCCUUCACCUAUUGCUACACCACCUAGUCAGAGUUCAUCUUGUUCAGAUGCCCCCAUGCUUAGUACAGUCCACUCUGCAAAAAAUACCCCCUCUCAGCAUUCACAUUCCAUUCAGCAUAGUCCUGAAAGAUCUGGGUCUGGUUCUGUUGGAAAUGGAUCUAGUCGGUAUAGUCCUUCCCAGAAUAGUCCAAUUCAUCAUAUUCCUUCACGAAGAAGUCCUGCAAAGACAAUCACACCACAGAAUGCUCCGAGAGAUGAGUCUAGGGGACGCUCCUCAUUUUAUCCUGAUGGAGGAGAUCAGGAAACUGCAAAGACUGGAAAGUUCUUAAAAAGGUUCACAGAUGAAGAGUCUAGAGUAUUCCUGCUUGAUAGGGGUAAUACCAGGGAUAAAGAGGCUCCAAAGGAAAAAGGAUCAGAGAAAGGGAGGGCAGAGGGAGAAUGGGAAGAUCAGGAAGUUCUAGAUUACUUCAGUGAUAAAGAGUCUGGAAAACAAAAGUUUAAUGAUUCAGAAGGGGAUGACACAGAGGAGACAGAGGAUUAUAGACAGUUUAGGAAGUCAGUCCUUGCAGAUCAGGGUAAAAAUUUUGCUACUACGUCUCAUCGGAAUACUGAGGAGGAAGGACCCAAGUACAAGUCCAAAGUUUCGCUGAAAGGCAAUAGAGAAAGUGAUGGAUUUAGAGAAGAAAAAAAUUACAAACUUAAAGAGACUGGAUACAUAGUGGAAAGGCCUAGCACUGCAAAAGAUAAGCACAAGGAAGAAGACAAAAGUUCUGAAAGAAUAACAGUAAAGAAAGAAACUCAGUCACCUGAGCAGGUAAAGUCUGAAAAGCUCAAAGACCUCUUUGAUUACAGUCCCCCUCUACACAAGAAUCCGGAUGCACGAGAAAAGACUACCUUCAGAGAGGAGAGUCCACUUAGAAUCAAAAUGAUAGCCAGUGAUUCUCAUCGUCCGGAAGUCAAACUCAAAAUGGCACCUGUUCCUCUUGAUGAUUCUAACAGACCUGCUUCCUUGACUAAAGACAGGCUACUUGCUAGUACACUUGUCCAUUCCGUCAAGAAGGAGCAAGAAUUCCGAUCCAUCUUUGACCACAUUAAGUUGCCUCAGGCCAGCAAAAGCACUUCAGAGUCAUUUAUACAACACAUUGUGUCCUUGGUUCAUCAUGUUAAAGAGCAAUACUUCAAGUCAGCUGCAGUAACCCUGAACGAGCGGUUUACUUCCUAUCAGAAAGCCACUGAAGAACAUAGUACCCGGCAAAAGAGCCCUGAGAUACACAGGAGAAUUGACAUCUCUCCAAGCGCCCUGAGGAAGCAUACCCGUUUAGCAGGGGAAGAGAGGGUUUUUAAAGAAGAAAAUCAGAAGGGAGAUAAAAAAUUAAGGUGUGAUUCUGCUGAUCUUCGGCAUGACAUUGAUCGCCGUAGAAAAGAAAGAAGUAAAGAACGAGGGGAUUCCAAGGGCUCCAGGGAAUCCAGUGGAUCAAGAAAGCAAGAAAAAACUCCAAAAGAUUACAAGGAAUACAAAUCUUACAAAGAUGACAGUAAACAUAAAAGUAGAGACCAAGAUCAUUCUCGAUCAUCAUCCUCUUCAGCAUCACCUUCUUCUCCCAGUUCUCGAGAAGAAAAGGAGGGUAAGAAGGAAAGAGAAGAAGAAUUUAAAGCUCACCAUGAGCUGAAAGAAUAUUCGGGCUUUGCGGGAGUUAGCAGGCCACGAGGAACCUUUUUUCGAAUUAGAGGCAGAGGAAGAGCCAGAGGAGUUUUUGCUGGGACAAAUACUGGUCCAAACAACUCAAAUACCACUUUUCAAAAGAGACCGAAGGAAGAGGAAUGGGAUCCAGAAUAUACCCCAAAGAGCAAGAAGUACUUCUUG